Molecule: messenger RNA, 2130 nt
Organism: Fonsecaea erecta
Lineage: Eukaryota; Fungi; Ascomycota; Eurotiomycetes; Chaetothyriales; Herpotrichiellaceae
Exons: 5
Coding region: 1-2130 (709 amino acids)
Biological process (GO): DNA-templated transcription; positive regulation of transcription from RNA polymerase II promoter by galactose
Cellular component (GO): nucleus
Molecular function (GO): zinc ion binding; RNA polymerase II cis-regulatory region sequence-specific DNA binding; DNA-binding transcription factor activity, RNA polymerase II-specific
Source: RefSeq, a predicted model, not a curated record
AUGCCUCGCCCCAAGGUCCGUCCCGAGGAUCGACAGCGGUCUGCCAAAGCAUGUUUGCCCUGUAAGGCGUCCAAGAAACGCUGCGACGCUCAGCAACCAUGCUCCAACUGUGUCAGGCGAAGGACACCCUCGUCCUGUCGCUAUGUGGAAUCGAGUCAUGCCAGGCACCAAGUGCAGACUCCAUAUCGUCGGCCACAAGUGUUCAGGACACCCGGGGAUGAGUCCAACCAGUUUGCGACAAGAACAGACCAUGGCAAUUCAGCGGACAGAGAGGGGUCAACACAAAUCCUGGGUCCCGUCAACCCAGCGCCGCACGACGUGUCGGCAUCAACUGGUCGGAAGCUCACGGGGGGCCGUAUGCUGCUGAAUUCGAAGGGAGAGAAAGUCUACAUUGGCGGAUUCGCCUCGCUAUCAUUUUUGCAGUUUCUUCGCCAGACCAUCAGGCAGCAAAUGGGGCCUUCGCUGUUCACCGAAAACACCCGUCGCCAUGUCAUGCUCGAGGCCCCUGAUCCCGAAGACACAAGUAACAACUUUGUCGAGGACGAAGACCAGAAACGAGCCAUGAUCGACGUCUACUUUGCUGCUACAAACGGAAUCCUGGACCCGUUUCCCCGAGGAGAAGUCGAAGCAUAUUCGGCAACAGUAGACGCCCCCAACGUCGAGAAGCGCGAGUAUAUGGCCGCUGCACUCGACCUUAUCAUUGCGAUUGGAGCGCAAUGCCGAGCAGCAGACCAGUACGAUCGCCAAUAUGCCGUGAGACUCUUUUCCCGAGCACAGAAGACUGCUCUCGCCGGCGGACUCGAGGACCCCUGCCUCGACAUGGUUCGCUGUUUCCUGCUGAUGACCUUCUAUAUGCUGGGAGCCUGUCGAAGAAAUGCCGCGUUCAUGUACAUGGGAAUUGCCAGUCAGGCUGCUUCUGCCCUUGGCCUCCAUGUCACUGAACAAUAUCGGCACUUCAGUGCUUCAGACCAGAGCGUGCGACUUCGCACGCUGAAAAGCCUUCGAGUCCUCGAUGUGAUGUACUGCUCAAUCCUUGGGAGACCUUAUUCAACUGGAGCAAUCAGAACCGACCACAUCACACUGAACAGUGCAGACAUCUACACAAGCAGUCCUCGCGAACUCACAUUGAACGCAAGCUUCCGGGUCUGUACGAUCAUCGCAGAUAUCACACGAAGCCUUGACAGUGACGGUUCUAUUGGUCUCAGCACCGCCGAAGCAUUCCUCAAACUGCUUCAAGAGUGGAGCCUGAGCCUCCCAGAUGACAUGCGACAAUUCAAGAAACCGGUCGACCAGCCUUUGACGCUGCCAGAGCGGGAACAUAUGAUUGGAAAUAUUCACGUCUCAUGUGUUUAUUACUUUGCCGUGAUGCUCGUGACCCGGCCGUUUCUAAUCUCGCAUCUGAUGCAUCAAUUGACCGGAAAUGCAAGUGACGGCUCCGUGGCGACGACAACAUCCCAAAUGCAGGCGGAUGUGGUUGAUGUGGCCCAGGCCUGCAUUGAUUCAGCGAUUCUAAUGGCCAAUAUGUGCCACGAGGCCGUCCAAUCUGGCAUUCUGCUCAAGCAGAUGUGUUUAAUGAAGGCCUGGAUCUUCGCCGCCGGCCUGGUGUUAGGGUUUUCCAUGUUCGUGCAGGGCGAAUCACGUUUCGACAUGGACGAUGCGUUCAGCAAUGCCCGCGAGGUCCUCGGGAAUCUGUCCAUCCACAGCCCCCAGGCAGAGCACUACUACGAAAUCCUCACCGGCUUCGCCGACGUCAUCCAGCGACAUCGCCAGCACCUUUCGCGCGAAAAGCGCCGCCACAAGAACAAAUAUGUAGACCAGAUCCUGACUUUGGAUAUCAGUCCGAGUGCCGGCGGAUCGCAGUCGAACUCAUCCCCACGAACGCCGCUCUCCAACGACCGCGGCACAGGCGCUCCAGACCAUGCCACACCUAACGGGAGUGUAACAGGAGGAGGUAAUUUUUCAGCGGCUGAAUUUGACUUGAAUGGGCCGCUACAGAUGGCCGAUUACAGCCAGUGGCCGCUGGAACAUGGCGGCGGCUUCGACUUUGGUAUGUUCGGCUGGGACAACUUUGCUAUGCAGAUUUCCGAGAACUUUCCUUUUGACAAUGAAGCCGUUUGGGGGGUCACCUGA